Messenger RNA from Lynx canadensis (Canada lynx), 5646 nucleotides. It is a transcript of the gene USP47, whose product is annotated as ubiquitin specific peptidase 47. The transcript is spliced from 28 exons. Gene Ontology annotation, molecular function: cysteine-type deubiquitinase activity; cysteine-type endopeptidase activity. Lineage: Eukaryota; Metazoa; Chordata; Mammalia; Carnivora; Felidae. The record is from RefSeq and is a predicted model, not a curated record. Gene Ontology annotation, biological process: protein deubiquitination. Gene Ontology annotation, cellular component: cytosol; nucleus. Bases 236 to 4306 code for a protein of 1356 amino acids.
AGGGGCCGACGACGAAGGCGACGGCGGCGGCGGCGGCUGCGGCGGCAGCGGCGGAGCAGCCGUGGGUCGGUGUCUGCGCGCUGGUGUCUGAGGCCCAGUCUGAGGCCUCCGCGGUUGCCGGAACGCAGACGGUGGAGAGGAUGACUGCCGCUGCCAUUCUCUCCUGAGUUAGAAAGCCGCCACCACCCUGCCCCCUCCCCCGGCCGGGCAGAGAGGAGCGGCCGGAGUCUGAGCCAUGGUGCCCGGCGAGGAGAACCAACUGGUCCCGAAAGAGAUAGAAAAUGCUGCUGAAGAACCUAGAGUUUUAUGUAUAAUACAAGAUACUACUAAUUCAAAGACAGUGAAUGAACGGAUCACUUUAAAUUUGCCAGCUUCUACUCCACUCAGGAAGCUCUUUGAAGAUGUGGCCAACAAAGUAGGCUACAUAAAUGGAACCUUUGAUUUAGUGUGGGGAAAUGGAAUCAGUACUGCUGAUAUGGCUCCACUGGACCAUACCAGUGACAAGUCUCUUCUUGAUGCUAAUUUUGAGCCAGGAAAGAAGAACUUUCUGCAUUUGACAGAUAAAGAUGGUGAACAGCCUCAAAUACUGCUGGAGGAUUCCAGUGCCGGAGAUGAUAGUGUCCAUGACCGAUUUAUAGGUCCACUUCCAAGAGAAGGUUCUGUGGGCUCUACCAGUGAUUAUGUGAGCCAAAACUACUCCUAUUCAUCUAUCUUGAAUAAAUCAGAAACUGGAUAUGUGGGAUUAGUAAACCAAGCAAUGACUUGCUACUUGAACAGCCUUUUGCAGACACUUUUUAUGACUCCUGAAUUUAGGAAUGCAUUAUAUAAAUGGGAAUUUGAAGAAUCUGAAGAAGAUCCAGUGACAAGUAUCCCAUAUCAACUUCAGAGGCUUUUUGUUUUGUUACAAACCAGCAAAAAGAGAGCAAUUGAAACCACAGACGUUACAAGGAGCUUUGGAUGGGAUAGUAGUGAGGCUUGGCAGCAGCAUGAUGUACAAGAACUGUGCAGAGUCAUGUUUGAUGCUUUGGAACAGAAAUGGAAACAAACAGAGCAGGCUGAUCUUAUAAAUGAACUAUAUCAAGGCAAGCUGAAGGACUACGUGAGAUGUCUGGAAUGUGGUUAUGAGGGCUGGAGAAUCGACACAUAUCUUGAUAUUCCAUUGGUCAUCCGGCCUUAUGGGUCCAGUCAAGCAUUUGCUAGUGUGGAAGAAGCAUUGCAUGCAUUUAUUCAGCCAGAGAUCCUGGAUGGCCCAAAUCAAUAUUUUUGUGAACGUUGCAAGAAGAAGUGUGAUGCACGAAAGGGUCUUCGGUUUUUGCAUUUCCCUUACCUGCUGACCUUACAGUUGAAAAGGUUUGAUUUUGAUUAUACAACCAUGCACAGGAUUAAGUUGAAUGAUCGGAUGACGUUUCCUGAGGAGCUAGAUAUGAGUACAUUUAUUGAUGUUGAAGAUGAGAAAUCCCCUCAGACCGAAAGUUGCACUGACAGUGGGGCAGAAAAUGAAGGCAGUUGUCACAGCGAUCAGAUGAGCAAUGAUUUUUCGAAUGAUGAUGGUGUUGAUGAAGGGAUCUGCCUUGAAAGUAAUAGUGGAACUGAAAAAAUUUCAAAACCUGGACUUGAAAAGAAUUCCUUGAUCUAUGAGCUCUUCUCCGUUAUGGUUCAUUCAGGGAGUGCUGCUGGUGGUCAUUAUUAUGCUUGUAUAAAGUCAUUCAGUGAUGAACAGUGGUACAGCUUCAAUGAUCAACAUGUCAGCAGGAUAACACAAGAGGACAUUAAGAAAACACAUGGUGGAUCUUCAGGAAGCCGAGGAUAUUACUCAAGUGCUUUUGCAAGCUCCACAAAUGCUUAUAUGCUGAUAUAUAGACUGAAGGAUCCAGCACGAAAUGCAAAGUUUCUAGAAGUAGAUGAAUAUCCAGAACAUAUCAAAAACUUGGUGCAGAGGGAGAGAGAAUUGGAAGAACAAGAAAAAAGGCAACGAGAAAUUGAGCGCAAUACAUGCAAGAUAAAAUUAUUCUGUUUGCAUCCUGUGAAACAAGUAAUGAUGGAAAAUAAAUUGGAGGUUCAUAAGGAUAAGACAUUAAAGGAAGCAGUAGAAAUGGCUUAUAAGAUGAUGGAUUUAGAAGAGGUCAUACCCAUGGAUUGCUGUCGCCUUGUUAAAUAUGAUGAAUUUCAUGAUUACCUUGAACGAUCGUAUGAAGGAGAGGAAGAUACCCCAAUGGGACUUCUACUAGGAGGAGUCAAGUCAACAUACAUGUUUGAUCUACUGUUGGAGACGAGAAAACCUGACCAAGUUUUCCAGUCUUACAAACCUGGAGAAGUGAUGGUGAAAGUUCAUGUUGUUGAUCUUAAGGCAGAAUCUGUAGCUGCUCCUGUCACUGUUCGUGCUUACUUAAAUCAAACGGUCACAGAGUUCAAACAGCUUAUUUCAAAGGCCAUCCAUUUACCUGCUGAAACCAUGCGGAUAGUGCUAGAGCGCUGCCACAAUGAUCUGCGCCUCCUCACUGUGCCCAGUAAGACCCUGAAAGCUGAAGGGUUUUUUAGAAGUAACAAGGUAUUUGUUGAAAGUUCUGAGACUUUGGAUUACCAGAUGGCCUUUACAGACUCUCAUUUGUGGAAACUCCUGGAUCGUCAUGCAAAUACGAUCAGAUUAUUUGUUUUGUUACCUGAACAGUCCCCAGGCUCUUAUUCCAAAAGGACAGCGUGCCAGAAAGCUGGGGGUGAUUCUGGUGGUAACGUGGAUGAUGACUGUGAUAGAGUCAAAGGACCUGUGGGGAGCCUCAAGUCUGUGGAAGCUAUUCUCGAAGAAAGUACUGAAAAACUCAAAAGCUUGUCACUACAGCAGCAGCAAGAUGGAGAUAAUGGAGACAGCAGCAAAAGUACUGAGACAAGUGACUUUGAAAACAUAGAAUCACCUCUCAAUGAGAGGGACUCUUCAGCGUCAGUGGACAAUAGAGAACUUGAACAGCACAUUCAGACUUCUGAUCCCGAAAAUUUUCAAUCUGAAGAACGAUCAGACUCAGAUGUGAAUAAUGACAGGAGUACAAGUUCAGUGGACAGUGACAUUCUUAGCUCCAGUCACAGCAGUGACACUUUGUGCAAUGCUGAUAAUGCUCAGAUUCCUUUGGCUAAUGGACUUGACUCUCAUAGCAUCACGAGUAGUAGAAGAACUAAAGCAAAUGAAGGCAAAAAAGAGACAUGGGACACAGCAGAAGAAGACUCUGGAACGGAUAGUGAAUACGAUGAGAGUGGCAAGAGCAGGGGAGAAAUACAGUACAUGUAUUUCAAAGCAGAACCCUAUGCUGCAGACGAAGGUUCUGGGGAAGGACAUAAAUGGCUGAUGGUGCAUGUUGAUAAAAGAAUUACACUGGCUGCUUUCAAACAACACUUAGAGCCCUUUGUUGGAGCUUUGUCCUCUCACUUCAAGGUCUUCCGGGUGUAUGCCAGCAACCAGGAGUUUGAGAGCGUCCGGCUGAACGAGACACUUUCAUCCUUUUCAGACGACAAUAAGAUUACAAUUAGACUGGGGAGAGCACUUAAAAAAGGAGAAUACAGAGUUAAAGUGUACCAGCUGCUGGUCAAUGAGCAAGAGCCAUGCAAGUUUCUGCUAGAUGCUGUGUUUGCUAAAGGAAUGACAGUACGGCAAUCAAAAGAGGAAUUAAUUCCUCAACUCAGGGAGCAGUGUGGUUUAGAGCUCAGUACUGACAGAUUUCGUCUAAGGAAAAAAACAUGGAAGAACCCUGGCACUGUCUUUCUGGAUUAUCAUAUUUAUGAAGAAGACAUUAAUAUCUCCAGCAACUGGGAGGUUUUCCUUGAAGUUCUUGAUGGGGUGGAGAAGAUGAAAUCCAUGUCCCAGCUUGCAGUUUUGUCAAGACGGUGGAGGCCUUCGGAAAUGAAGCUGGAUCCCUUCCAGGAGGUUGUGUUGGAAAGCAGUAGUGUUGAUGAGCUGCGAGAGAAGCUUUGUGAAAUCAGUGGAAUUCCUUUGGAAGAUAUUGAAUUUGCUAAGGGUAGAGGAACUUUUCCCUGCGAUAUUUCUGUCCUUGAUAUUCAUCAGGAUUUGGACUGGAAUCCUAAAGUUUCUACCCUAAAUGUCUGGCCUCUUUAUAUUUGUGAUGAUGGUGCCGUCAUAUUUUAUAGGGAUAAAACAGAAGAAUUAAUGGAGUUAACAGACGAACAAAGAAAUGAACUGAUGAAAAAAGAAAGCAGUCGACUGCAGAAGACGGGACAUCGUGUAACGUACUCACCUCGGAAAGAGAAAGCACUAAAAAUAUAUCUGGAUGGAGCACCAAAUAAAGAUCUGACUCAAGACUGACUCUGCUAGUGUAGCAUUUUCCCUGGGGGAUUUUUGGUUUUAAUUAGAUGGUUCACUGCUACUGUGUAGUGCCGUUAUGGCCGGACAUGGUUAGGGGUAACCCAGUGACACCAGCACUGAUUGGACUGCCCUUCACCAAUCAGAAGCUCAGUGCCCAAUGGGCCACUGUUUUGACUUGGAAUCAUGUUGUGCACUAUAGUCAAAUGUACUGUAAAGUGAAAAGGGAUGUGCAAAAAAAUAAAAACAAAAAACAAAAAGCGAAACCUGCUACUAGGAAAGGGGGAAGGGGAACGAGUACACUUCUUUUAUUGCGGACAAAUGUGCACAUAGCCGCUAGUAAAACUAGCCUCAAACAGGAUGCUCAUAGCUUCAUAAUAAAAGCUGUGCAAAGGCCAUGAAUGAAUGAAUUUUCUGUUUAUUUCACUGAUACACACAUUACCUCAUUGACAAUUUGGAAGUAAAUGCAACUGUGUGUUGACUCUUGGAAAGCAGCAAAAAUAGGAGCUGAAGAGAGAAAUUCUUAGAACCAGCCAUAACCCAGUAAAGAAUUGUGAAGUUGUGUUUUUAUUUUGUUUCAUUUUUUGCAAAGUAUUAAAACAUUAUUCUGGAACAUCAAAACGUUUCCCUUAGACCGCUCCCAGCAGGUAGCAGCUCAAAUUGCUGCAAUAUUGUAAUUAUAACUGAUUGUACUUAAGUUAUGGAUGUAGAGAAUAUGGUUCACUCGUUCAUUCAGCAUGUAAAUAAAAUUGAUCCUAUUGAGUUAUCAUAAUUGCAGUUCAACUAUUUCCCAUGGUUAUUCUUUUCACGUACCAUUCAUGAUGUACAUUUGUGUACAUUGAGGAGUAUAGCAGUCUAUGUACAUGUAAUCCUCAGUGAGGUUCCUCAGUGCUGGGUCCCAUACAAUUGUAUUUGCCCUUGUUAAUGAGGUUUUUCUGUUCAGCGGCUUCAGUUUUUUCCUUUGUACAUUUACUUUUGAAGAUUUACUUCAAGUUUGAAUCUUCUCGAACCCUUGUAAGUCCCACUUUAAUUUUUGGAGUUGAUUUGUAGUUACAUGUAGUUUAACUUUGCGAAAGCGUCUUAACAUCGUGUUGAAAAAAACUUGCUAGUAAGUCAGGUCAUAGCACAGGCUGAUGUAGUCAACAUGAUUUCAUUGCAAAGUCUAUUAGAAUGGGCAAGUUUUUGCUUUGCUAAAUAUGACUUCAAUGAACACAAUUCUACAUAAAUUUUGAAAAUGCCAUCUAAUUUAUAAAAAUCAAUUAAAAAGGUUUUGGUAAAACUUUUUCAUGCCAGAUGCUGUUUACAACGAUGAACAUGCCAAUAAAACAUUUGUUCAUUCUGUU